AUGAGUGAAAAUAAUGAUGGAUUGCCUUUCAAUCCAUUCAAUCCUAUAAAAACUUAUAGACUGUAUUCCUCAAGAAGUCAAACAACUCAUCAAUCUAAUAGAAAAAGUUCUCUUUAAAUGGUUAAGUAAUAGAAUGUUGAAAAUAAUCAAUAUGCUUAGAUGGGAAUACAUAAUUAUGCCUUAUUUAUAAGAAACUCAGAAAAUAAAGGUUUAAAAUCAGAUAAAAACUUUCAAGCCUAUAUAAAGAAAUUAGAGGAAAAUAGAAAAUUAUCAAAAAACUUAAUUUAAUAAACUAAAUAGUAAUAAAAGUAUGAUUCAAUAUAAUUGCAACAAAAUGAUGAAGAUAUUAAGAAAUAAAGUCAUGGUCCUUAAAUUAAAAAUACAGCAAAAGAUUAAAAAAAAGAGAAAUUUUAACAUUAGAUUACUGAAAUGAUUGCUGAAAUAAAGAGUCCUUUUUAUAAAAAAGGGAGAUAUUUAUUAAAUGAGGAUAAAGAUAAAGAAAAGAAACUUGCAAAACCAUUAUUUUUUGGAAUUCAAAAUUAAACUAAAUAAUAAUAAAGAAGAAAACUUGUUUUUUCUUAGAUUGAUAUAAAUAAAUGUAUCCUUUUACAUAUUUCUUUUUAGUAAGAUAUAAGAUCUUUUUUGAUGAUUAUAAUCCACUUUCAAGAAUAGCUACUAGCCAAUAAAGCAUAUAGAAGGAAGAAACUAUUAAUGAAUCACCCUUAAAAACAGAUUAACAAUUCUUUAUUGAAUAAUGA
Paramecium sonneborni is the source of this 758-nucleotide messenger RNA. Lineage: Eukaryota; Ciliophora; Oligohymenophorea; Peniculida; Parameciidae. The record is from the annotation of a GenBank genome assembly.